This is a messenger RNA of Caenorhabditis remanei, 348 nucleotides long. RefSeq lists its product as uncharacterized. The transcript has 2 exons. Lineage: Eukaryota; Metazoa; Nematoda; Chromadorea; Rhabditida; Rhabditidae. Gene Ontology annotation, molecular function: protein dimerization activity. Bases 1 to 348 code for a protein of 115 amino acids. The record is from RefSeq and is a predicted model, not a curated record.
AUGGAUAUGCUACCGAAAGACAUGUCAUCUGUGAGAAAUUCUCCAGCACCCACUAAAAAUGAUGGAGUAGAAGAUCUAUAUCUCUGUGAACAUGUUGACUCAAAUUAUUCCGAAACUCUUGAGAAUUACUGGCACCGCAAAAAGAACGAGUAUCCCGCACUCUACGAAGCAGCCACAAAAUUGUUCAGUGUGAUUCCAAGUGAAUCAAUCUGUGAAUCCUGUUUUUCGACUGCUUCAUAUUUAUUAGACAAACGUAGGACACGUCUUCAAUAUUCGAAAGCUGAGCUAGUCGUAAUGGGGUGCCAAUUGGCCAAUAAAUUUCCACACUGGUUAGACGAUCUUGCAUAA